AGCACGUUGGAGCCGUUGGAGAGCGACUCUCAGGCGUCUGCCACUUUCACCAACGCCACUGGGUGACUGGGACACCGCUAGGAUCGCGACCAGCGACAGCAUGACACUUCUAUGACGUCAUCAAGCGGAAAUUGAGGGACCACUGCGGAGUACUUCUGCGAAGUGCAGGCGUAGUGCAGGUACUAAGGAGCAGGUACGGUGUGGGCGAAGUCGGCCAAAGCUAGCGAAAGCCGCCGCCGCUGCCGCCUGCCGCUGCCGCUACUGCACGCUACGGCGCUACUGUCACCACUGCCACCUACAACCAGUACAACGAUCGAGCUAUCCACAGCUCUACCAGCCCUACAGCCUACAGCGUCCGCCACGGCCGCCACAGUCGCCGCAGCUUCCAGUGUGCUGCGCUAGCCUCGUCACCAGAGGCCUCGUCAACCUCGCCGGUCUUGCCUUUGUCCCGCGCGUCGGCGUCGUUGGGUGAUACGACGAGUGCCAUGGGCGAUCGCGGUGUGAACGUGCCGCCGAACUCGGCCCCGUUGGUGGACCGCUGGCCGGAAAGCCGGGGUCCCGGCCGAGACGUCAAGCCGCCGAUGCCGCAGCAGCAGCAGCAGCAGCAGCCCCGCUGGGAGCGACCGCGGGGCCAGAUGCCGGCGUCGAUGGACCCGGUGCUCGAGCAGCUCUCCUACCUCCGCGGGCCGUCCACCGGCCUCGAGACUCGAACCGUGGUCGAGCCUAAGAAGUUCACGGGCCGCUGCCGCCUCUUCGUCGGGAACCUGCCGAGCAACUUCACCGAGGAUCAGUUCCGAAAGCUCUUCGAGGACUACGGAGAGGUGGCCGAGAUCUUCCUCAACACGUCAAAGGGGUUCGGCUUCGUCAAACUGGACACCCGGCAGAAUGCGGAGGCGGCCAAGGCGGCGCUCGACUUCCUGCCGAUGCAGCAGAACCAGCAGAAGCCGCUGCGCGUGCGGUUCGCCACUCACGGCGCCGCGCUCCGCGUCAAAAACUUCAGCCAGUGGGUGACCAACGAGCUGCUCGAGAUGGCCUUCUCGGUGUUCGGCGAAGUGGAGCGCGCCGUCGUGAUCGUCGACGACCGCGGCCGCUCCGUGGGCGAGGGCAUCGUGGAGUUUUCUCGCAAGCAGGCUGCCCAGCAGGCGCUCAAGCGCUGUCUCGACGAGUGCUUCCUUCUCACCAGCACCCCACGCCCCGUGGUGGUGGAGCCCCUGGAGCAGCGUGACGAGGACGAUGGCCUCCCCGAGAUGAACUUCCAGCCGGGCAACAAGCAGUUCCACAAGGAGCGGGAGGCCGGGCCCCGGCUGGCCGAGCCGGGCUCCUUCGAACAUGAGUUUGCCAUGCGGUGGAAGAAGCUGUACGAAGCCGAGCGGCUGCGCAAGGAGCAGCUGGAGCAGGACGUUCUCGGCUGCAGGCGCACCCUGGAGGACCAGAUGGAGGUGUACCUGUACGAGCAUGAGGCCAACAUGCUCCGAGAGAAGCUGCGAAGAAUGGAGGAACAGAGCACCCUGAUGGCCAGGGAGCGCGAGAUGAGGAGGGAGGAGGAGCGGCGGCGCGAGGAAGAGCGGCGCCGCCGGGAGGAGGCGCUCUACCAGCAGCAGCGCCAGCGAGAAGAGGAGGAGCUGCUUGCCCGGCGCCGUCAGGAGGAGGAGUUUCGGGGUGCCCCGCCCCCUCCCCCACCACCGGGGCUCCUGGCCAUGGGCGGGUGGGACAGCUCCGCCCCUCGUGCUGCCCCCAACAUAGGAGCUUACGAAGGAGGCUACCGCGACGGGCUGCCACCUGGCGCAGCCACCGGCGUGGCCUUGUAUCUCGCUGCCCUGGAGUCGGGCCGUUAGCUUUGCAACAGCACGACCAAGGAGCGAACAGGGAACCGACGACAGCAACUUAUUGUCGAAAGAGGGCUGCUGCAGCAUGUGCGUAUUGCGGGUUGAGGUGGCUGCCCCCUUGCCGGGACAGUCUUAACAUUUAAUGGUAACGGACACAUUGUAAAAAGACUCUCGAAGGAGUGUGCGUCGAUGCAAAAGUGCCAGCGUCGGAAGACGCAACCUCUGCUAGUGUCAAGAAGUUGCUUUUGAAGAGCAUUUACAAUGUUUAUCUCGACCUCCGAAUCUGGGAAGCGUUUGACGUGUUGCAACCUGUGUGCUUCGCCUGUUUCCUGCAGAUUGCGUCCGUGCUCCAUUUUCUAUAUGCUCUUUGCUCUCGUUAUUAAGUUUUGGGAGGGGGGGGGGGGGGAGGGAAUGUGCGAACACAGUAUGACAAGGUUGAGGUGGAAUGGUUUGUAAUGGUCCGGCAUCACUUUUGUGAAGUGCCUUCUGCGGAAGGUUCACUUGCAUACCACGAAACCCUUGUGGUGGGCCUGUGAUUCAAAUCGGCUUGGUCACCACGUCACCAAUUGAGUGGGAUUGGUGUUUCCCUUAGUAUCUAUAGGCUAUCUUAUAGGGGUAUCUUUAAGCAGUCACUUGUACAAUGUCACCCUUGUGACAUUGAUGGUCUUUCCUACAGGAAAGGCUUUGAAAGUCUCGUAAUAUUUGGAAGUUCUGAAUAUUUGGAAGUUCUGUAAUAUGCUUGCAUGCUUAUUUCUGUCUUGCUGGCUGCUCACUUACUCCAUGCUCUUUGUACUAAUUUUUUCAUGUCUUUGUCUUUUCAUCUGCAUGUAGAUUUAUGCUCCAAUGUGCACUGAUAGUGUGAACCAUGUCUUUCAAUAGUGAUGCAUCACACUACCGUACAAUAAACGAAAACUGUAUUGCACUUAAUUUUGUCAUUGUCAGACGUAGACUGAAGAGGAGUCACAUUUUUAGAAGGCCGUCUGUCGCUAUUUGACACUUGUCUGUUGUGACCUGAAUGAAGGCCACCUACUGGUGAUGUAUCUUUUACCCCAGUGGUCCUCAACCACUGAUGUUUUGGAGACCCCUUCUGGAUAAGUGGAAAUGAUGGGGGAUUCCAUCCAAAGGGAGGAGGGUGGAUAAUAGACAAUUACAAUGACAAAGGGGUAAAUAAAAAUAAAUCAUGCAAGCCAACUUUUAAGGUCUGAAACAUAGACUAAUCAGCCCUACUCAUUCACUGCACAAACACAAGAAUCGGCAUCAAUUUUAAAAGUAUAUAUAUUUUAUUGCUCGGUUGAGGGAUUUGGGAACCCUAAGAAAACCUUCGGGAACCCCAAAGGGUUUGCGGACCUCCGUUUGUGGACCACUGCUCUACCCACUGGAUGAGUGCUAUGCUGGACAGAUAACUGGGGUUGGGGAAGUCUUAGCUGAAGACGCAAAUGCAUCAGUGAGGUUCACCCAAGCUUGUCAGUGGACCAAAUUCUUUGAAGGUAAACUCGAGAGUAUCCUGGGACAAGAUUGACACUUAAUGGACGGCACAAAAUUAAAGUAAGUGAGGACACCUUUGCUGCCCUUGGGUCCUGAUAUACAAAGUCUCCAGGAAUGAGGCAGGGGUGAAUGUGGUGGUUGAAUGAAGGUUAAUGAAAAGAUAUUUUCCCAAAGGCAUCUCAACAUGGUAUGCCCAUGGAAUUCGCCACGCAAUGCUAAAGAUUCAGUCACCAACAUCAAAAUCAAAAGUCUGAAGUGAGAUGGCCAUAGCCCUUUGCGGAGCACUGAGAUACGAGGUGCACCAAUUCAAAAAUCUGAAAAAUAGUUUUUUUAGGUCGAUAGAUUGGCAAUAACUGAAGGGUUGUCCAAGGUGAACAGAUGGAGCUGCAGAUCCGCUCGACUUGUCCACCCUUGACUGUUCAAAAAAGUACCUUUAGUUGCACAGCAGUGUGCAUGUUUUUGGUAAUCUCGGAAAGAUUCUUACACUAGUAUGUUGGAAAUGCCAAGGUUUUGCUUGCAAACUUUGGUAUUUUAUUGAUAUUGGCUCGUGUAAUCUCCAUACGAUGAAUCUACCGCCAAAACACCCUUUGCGCAACACCUGUACGGUCCUGCAUUCAACCUCCAAUUCACGAGGAUUGUUUCGUGUGCAACUCGUUGCUCCAGGCACAUCACGGUUCCCGUCUCCCAAUUUACCUUUGCCGGUCAUCCUACAGUGCACUCGGGGUGGAAUUUAUUGGCACGUCUCAUUUGUGACUGCGGAGGCCAGGAAGGACCUCGCAUUUAUUGAGCCGUCGGCGUUGUACAGAGGAACACUUGCCGAACGGACCACUGAGUCUGUCUAUAGUCACCGACAAAUAAAAAAUGACGGUGGGGUCAUCUUUUUCUUUUUUUCUGAACGCCCAACCUUUAGCACGCACUCACUGCAUUUUGUGUGGCCUUGGCUGCACACACGCUCAGGGUGAACAGUACGCUGAAGCGUUGUUGAAGGUGAAAAGGUGGAAAAACUGAAACUCCUCCCUGCCCUACCCACCUUGUCAGCGACGAUAGCGCCAUCGCACACUUGUUAGUGCCUGUCCCUCUGCACUUGCAUGUGCAAGCUAAUAAGCAGUGUGCAGAUUUGUGGAGUUUGCCUUGCUUGGCAUGGCUACCCUUGCUUUGCUGAACAGCUUGCUUCUCUUCCCAAAGGGUGUUCAUCCAGAAAGCGAAAAGUGGAAGGACAAGUUUACUAGAGUGCUCGUUACUUCUUCUGGAUAAAGCAUGAGCAUAUUUGUUGUGUCCGUUCUCAAAUGUUGUGUGGGUCAGACUUCUGCCCAAGAGUCAAUACGAGAGUCGAAUUUUUCGCUGAAGCAAGAGGUCUGUAGAUAUUUGAAGCUUUGAAUAGUUCACGAAUGUGUUUGCCACUCAAUUAAAUUCACAGUGCUCUUUUACUGUAAAUUAUUAAGUUUUUGGAACUUUCUAAAUUACAAAUAAUAUCUUCAAAAUUCCUUGAUUUCCUUUCUCAAACUCCACCGCUUUGCACCGGCGUGGUAGAAGAACCGGCUGAUAUGUUGGGGCAUCUUGUUGACUCUAAAAUUUGGCUAAUUUUGUAUGUCAACCCUCCUUUAGAGGAGUCUUUUCUUGAAAAAAAAAAUUUCCAGCUAUGGUCAUAAAUAUAAGAUAUUUGGAUUUGAUGAUUAGCAGUCUAAUAUUAAUAUUCAUAUUAGAUUCACUGUCAAAAAUUUUAUAUUCAUACACCUCUAGCUGAAUUCCACAAGUUAGCCCUGUCAAAAGAAUCAUCCUGGGCCAGCCAAACCGAACCUUUCGCCUAUAAAAGAAAAUGUCAUCCUUUUCAGAGACAAUGUAGACUAAGCUGUAAAAUUGCACUCAGUUAGAAGUCAUCAUUGAUAGAAUAAACAGAGAACCACCUCUACUUCGUAUUUCUUGGCGUGCUUGUCUUGUUAUAACUCUGCUUGCGUCAACUUUGCUUCAAUUUGGAAACCCUAGUCAAUCUUCAUAAUGCCAGAAAAACCAGUACAGUAAAACUUCUAGCUGGUAGUCUCAUAUAGCACAAAUUUCAAUUGGUGAAACUGAUUUUACUUACAACAUUCAAUUUAGCUACGCCUCUACCAACUGCACCACAUGCACACUGUUGUAUUCAAUGUAAGAGUGCAUCCUAUUUUAAAACGCACACUGGAAGUGCAUUGCCCUGCUCCUCUCCACGCCACGCUACACUUUUCUGCACCGGUGUAGAUUGGUGCAGGUAAAUCGUAAGAGCCAACUGUAGAGAAGUUCCUGCAGCACUAACAGCCUGUUCACACAGCAUCGUUUGCUUCCGUCGUCGGAAGUUGCCGAGACAUCCGUGCUUCGAAUGAAGCGUGGCAGUCAAUUCAAGGGCUAGCUUUGCAUGUGGCACGCGGAACACGGACGUCCUGGUGAGUCGUAAUGUAAUGUGAGACAGGAGACACGUGAGUGAUAAAAGCGGGCGCUGUGCGACAGUAUUGUAGCAACUGGUGCUGGCGUCCCUACGUCACUUCAGUGCAGUGCUCCGAUCUGGUCGACAAAAUAAUGCCGCACGGUACGCCUGUGAUGCACCUAACGGCGAGUGCCGCGCGGCACCCAGUUUCACUGCUCAUGUGUUCCACUACCUGGGAAUGUCAACUUUUGAACCGCUCACUCAAGCGGCGCGGUAUUUGCAGGUGGUAUUUGUAGCCAUAGAGAAGGAGGGCAUGCAAAGUUUCAGCCCUGUGAACCAGUUUUAUGAGGUGCUAUACCCCCCAGAACGAAGUAAAGCACGGAAUCUGCUGACUGGAUCUAUCGUUGAGAAAUGGUGUUGAUAACCACAUAAUUUUCUGGUGGAAUGCCUACUUGAAUGCCUGUUGCCGGUUACUAUGAAAAGAAAUUUCAGACAAUAUGCAAUUUUCAGGUUAAUAAGUGUAUGAGAAAAAAUUUUUUCACAUUUACUAAGUUUUGCAAAUUACUAUUUUUCGUAAUAAAGGAGCAUAAAAAUAAAAAAAUCUAAGUUUGUGACUGUUUCUAUAAAAUUUCUAUAUAUAAGCUGCAAAAAUUAAGUUUCGAUAGUUUAACCCUGCAAUGAUAGGUUUUAUUAAGUGAAAUUUAUGCCAAAAAGUGGAACGGAGAAAAUUGCCUUCAAUGUGCUCGAACCUCAACUUUUUCUGAAGCAUCGGUGGACUGAAAAGAAUUUAUAUUAAAUAACUAUGCAGUGUAAACAAAUGAAACUUUCUAGGUAUUCUCACUAGAUGUUGGCAGAUGUAUGGCAUUUUUCAAAAUCAACUUUUCUUUACAGAAAUUUUUUUCCCUGGGUAGUGUCCCCCCUUAUUAAGUUGCUGAAGGCCCUUGUUGUUUUGCUUGGCUUGGCCAGCGCUCUUACCGUGGUGGACGGCCCCCUGGGGUCCGGCCAGCGGCAGUCUCGCUUCGAGCAGGGUCACCCCGGAGUGGGCAGUCCGGGCCAGCAGCAGCCGCAGCCUCAGGGUCCCCCCGGGGCGAUGAAUGGGCAGCGCAGCGCCCCCGUGGGCAUCCGCGACAUGAUGAUGCGCCGGGACGCCCUGGACCGUGGCGACUACGACGUCGACGCCAAGCGGGCCCGCAGAUACUGAAGGCGCCACAUCCUUUCCGGCGUCGUCUGCUGGUGCACCCACAUCAAUGUCUGUGCUGUCCUCCGUCUCGUGUACACAAUAAAGAGGCACCACUGGUGCAGUCGACGUGGAA
Molecule: messenger RNA, 7016 nt
Organism: Ixodes scapularis (black-legged tick)
Lineage: Eukaryota; Metazoa; Arthropoda; Arachnida; Ixodida; Ixodidae
Product: non-POU domain-containing octamer-binding protein
Exons: 7
Coding region: 486-1835 (449 amino acids)
Biological process (GO): regulation of DNA-templated transcription
Cellular component (GO): nucleus
Molecular function (GO): RNA binding
Source: RefSeq, a predicted model, not a curated record